Protopolystoma xenopodis is the source of this 507-nucleotide messenger RNA. NCBI's taxonomy places the organism in Eukaryota, Metazoa, Platyhelminthes, Monogenea, Polystomatidea, Polystomatidae. The record is from the annotation of a GenBank genome assembly.
AUGCUGUCGGUCCCUGUACACCGUACGAAAAUGGCGCAUCCUUUAGCCUAUAUCAAAAAGUAUGACACUGAAGUCCUAUCUUCUGGGGAUAUGAACGGCAGACGCAAACUACUCCCUCAACGAGGACAUUUAGCCAUUCCCAGGCAACAUAAUUUUCAUCCUUCCUUACUCCAUCUGGACAUUGUAAACUUAGCCGGCAUCGUAGCUGAUAUGCCGAGCCGUGAGGACUUUAUGGCGACAGAACAAUUGCAGGUAUGGCUCCACGGCGUGGAAGCCGGUGGCGUUUUGGGUCUUGGACCUGGGGUCUGGAAUAAGCGGGAAAUGGAGACAAGGAGGGAAAAGAAUGCGACCAAAGAAGAGGAUGAUGCGAGGGUGAGGAGAGCGGAGCGGAUUGAAGAGGUGCUGGCUCGAGUUCGUCGCAUGACCGCAUUUGACGUAUACCUCAACCGAGUAGCGCAAAUCAUCAGCAGUCCAGGCGGCGGUGGCGGAGCGGGUGGGCUGAGCUUC